AGUUUGUGAACAUGUCAAGUACUCCAGUGGCCACGUACAUGCUGCGGAUGAGUCCCUGCUUGCCUGCUCUAGCGUGGAGCGGCAUUCCUCUCUCCAGGGACUUAAGUUUGACGCGCUCACACUUUGGGCCGAUUCUUGGCGAGCCAAGCUGGAGCAAGCCAACGAAAGCGGGAGCAUCCGGACAAGGAGCAAGAGCAGUCCAGGAGAGGAGAUUAUGGCUCUGUCCGAUACUGGAACGCAGCCACUGCUCUGUGCCUGCAAUUGGAUUCGGGUUCCUAUAUCAAGGAGCAACUUCAAACUUGAAGAGGACGAAGUUUGCGGGGCCAGGCCAUCAGCGCGGCGACGAAAGUUCGGGAGUCAGGAGACUGUUGCAUCGACCAGAAGAGAUCGACAGCGACAUGGCUGUCACCAUUCUGGACAUAUCCAACAAGCAGGGAGUUCCAAGAGACGAUAUCUUUGAAGUGGAUGCUGUCAAAAACACUGCGAGCUUGGGACAUGCUACCGCACUUGGCAUACAUGCUCAUUAUGCUGCUGAGACCACUUUCGACGGCAUGCAACUGGAGCUUACUGCCAGUUGCUAUGUCUCUGGAGCUGCCGCACGCCAGCAAGCCGCUUUGCUCCCGCGUUUUGCAUCCGAUCGCAGAGUAUCCUCGGCAACAAGGGUCCUGCGAGACGUACUUUGUGCAAAAGAAAAAAUCCAAGACGUUCCCAUCAGAAAACUAGGCGACUGCUUUCAGUACAAACUGCUAUAGGAACUUUAAACUGCUAGAGGACCUUUAC
Messenger RNA from Selaginella moellendorffii, 780 nucleotides. RefSeq lists its product as uncharacterized. The coding region runs from base 12 to 752 and encodes 246 amino acids. NCBI's taxonomy places the organism in Eukaryota, Viridiplantae, Streptophyta, Lycopodiopsida, Selaginellales, Selaginellaceae. The record is from RefSeq and is a predicted model, not a curated record. The transcript is spliced from 2 exons.